Messenger RNA from Ostertagia ostertagi, 405 nucleotides. NCBI's taxonomy places the organism in Eukaryota, Metazoa, Nematoda, Chromadorea, Rhabditida, Trichostrongylidae. The record is from the annotation of a GenBank genome assembly.
AUGUUGGGCUACCUCGUUCUUGCGUUCGUCUUUACUACGGCUGUAACCAUCUCACCUCCACUUUUGUUUGGCAGGCCACGUGGAGGAUUUCUGAAGGCCCCGGUCGGCGAUGGCCCACAAACAGAAGCCAACUAUUUGGUCUAUUCAAACAUCACACAACUCGUCGAUCACUUCGGAGGAUCGUCGGCCACGUGGAAGCAGCGCUACCAGUAUAAUUCCAAAUUCUACAAUGCAAGUACCGGAAUUGUGUUCCUAAUGAUUGGUGGAGAAGGCUCCAUUUCUCCUCCCGGCGACAAAUGGGUUAAAGACGAAAGUAUCACAAUGAUGCAGUGGGCGCAGAAAUACGGAGCAGCCGCUUUUCAACUUGAGCAUCGCUUUUAUGGGCCUAAAGAAAACGCCCCAAUG